UGCUGCCAGCACACCAGGAAGUAGGGUUAAAAUUUCUCUACACAAAUUAGCUGAGAGGGACGGAGCGCGCGCCCGGAAACGCGGAAUAGUUUUGAUUUUUAUUUUAUUUUACGUUAUUGUUAUUAUUUUUUUCAAAGGAAGGAAGCGCAGACUCUUUACUUUAUAAUUCUCCACGUUGCUGAGGAAGGUCUGAUUCUGAAAAGAUGGACCCGACGCUUGCUGAAAUCGGGAAUCACCUCUCAGAUGCCAUGAAGAUUUUGGAGAGUGGCCAGCUAGAGACGGCGCAGGACGCAGAGAGACGGCAGCUCAGCUGGAGAGACAUUCCAGGACCCUUACAGGGAGACGGACAGAAUUUCGUGACGAUCCUGCAGCUCGUUCAGAACCUCAUGCAUGAUGAUGAGGAUAGACAGGGCCACCGCAGGAUGCAGUGUGUUGGAGAGCAGGGUCACAUGGCUUUACUGGGUCACAGCCUGGCUGCUUACAUCUCCAUCCUGGAUAAAGAACGUGUGAGAAAACUGACCACACGCAUCCUCUCAGACACCACGCUCUGGCUCUGCAGACUCUUCAGGUAUGAGAACGGCUCGGCGUAUUACCACGAGGACGAGCGAAACGGGUUGCUGAAGGUGUGUCGACUGGUCAUUCACUCUCGCUACGAUGAGUAUGCCACAGAGGGCUUCAGUGUGUUCAGUGUCAGGGCGCCGGUCAUUUACCUGAGUGCAGCGUGCAGGCCGGGGCUGGGAGAACACCUGUGCAGCCAGUUGGGCCUGCCUCUGUCCAGCGUCUGCAGCGUGCCGUGCAACACCAUGUUCGGCUCUCAGCACCAAAUGGAUGUGGCCUUGCUGGACAAGCUCAUCAAAGAGGACAUCGAGGCGGGGAAGCUUCCUCUGCUUUUAGUCGCAAACGCUGGAACUCCCGGUGCGGGUCAUACAGACAAGCUGAGUCGUCUGAAAGAGUUGUGUGUUCAGUACAGCAUGUGGCUCCAUGUGGAGGGUGUCAACCUGGCAACCCUGGUGCUUGGUAACGUCUCCUCUGCAGUCACGGCAGCCACUAAGGGUGACAGUAUGACGUUGACUCCUGGCCCGUGGCUCGGACUUCCGGCUGUUCCUGCAGCGACUCUUUACAGACAUGCGGAUCCUGCACUAUCUUUAGCAGCAGGUCUCACUUCCAGUAAUCCAGUGGAGAAACUUCAGGCUCUUCCUCUCUGGCUUUCGUUGCAGUAUCUUGGACACGAUGGGAUUGUAGAGAAAGUCCAACAUGCCUCGCAGCUUAGUCAGCAGCUUCUGGCGCAGCUGAAGUCUUUGGCUUCCAUAAAGACCUCGGAUGUCCUUGACAGUAAGAUCUCUCUCCUGGAGGCUUUGAGUAUGGUCGAGGAUGAGCUCCGUUCCCCAGUGGUCGUGUUCAGGUUCUCUCAAGAUACAAGUUCAGCAUCGAGCGGAGGGUCGGCGGAAGGAUACUGUGGAGGAGACAGAGAUAUACAGGACGCUCUAAACAGAUGGCUUGGUGAGCAGUUAGCGCUGCUGGUCCCUGAAAGUGGUGUUGAUGUGGUUGAGCUGGAGGAUGAAGGCGUGUGUGUUCGCUUUAACCCUCUAAUGACUGCUGCAGCUUUAGGCACACAGCAGGCAGAUGUAGCUGCCUUGGCGGAAAAGUUAGCAGAGAUGGUCCCUAUUUUGAGCUCCACACUGCGUUUGAGACACAGUUUCCGAGAGGAAGUUCUUCAAUGCCCAGCGCUGACGUACAUUGAGGAUUUGAGCUGGGCCGGACUCGGAGCUGUGAGGUACGAGCCGAAGAGGACGGAUGUGGAUGAAGCGAAGCGACAGGUGGAAGUGGAGAAGGUCAAUGUUGAGCUGCUGAAGAAACUGAAGGACCUCGAUACAGAGCUGGAGUUCUCAGCAGGGCCUGAAUUCGGUGAAGAGAAGAACUGUGUAUUUAUCGGGAUGGUGUCCGAAGACCUGGAUGUUUCAGUGUUGGUUGAAACCAUCGCAUCUACAGGGAGAGAGAUCGAGGAGAGCGGGAAGCUGUUGGAAAACAUGACGGAGGUGGUGAGGAAAGGGAUCCUGGAGGCCGAGCUGCAGCUUCAGAAAGCUGCUGAGGAGAAACUCUUGGAGGAGGGGGUGCUGCGGCAGAUUCCUCUGGUUGGCUCGGUGCUCAACUGGAUCUCUCCGAUUCAGAGCUCGGUGAAAGGCAGAAUGUUUGAUCUGGCAGCAGGUAGCUUGGACAGCACUGAGCCCAUUUAUUCCAUGAAGGCUCAGACAAAUAAAGAGGCUUCGCCUGAAACACCCACAUCUCUGACCAAACAGCUUGCAGGACAAAAGCUGUUCCGACGCUCCACUGUCGGUUCAGAGUCGUGCAGCGAGACCAGCUCCGUCUGCCACCUCGACGAGUCUCUAAAGGACGCAGAAGUUCCUCACCCUCUCUCGGCCAAGUCAGACACGCCUCUGGAGCUCACGCAGGAAGCGGAGACGUCAGAUCAGCGCGUUCCCGAGGACCAGGAGGAGUCCGACUCGAUCAGAUAGAACCAUCGAAUCCAUCAGCGACGCCAAAUCGGCUGUACACUGUGAAGUGCACAACCUCGAUGCCUUGACCAAGUCAGACCAGGGCUGCGUUCCAGUACUGUCCGUAACACUUGCUCGUCCUCCCCCCUUCUUACUCUGCCCUGAGCUCGCUUCCUUUAUUAUAUGGAAUGAAGUGGGUUAAAUGAUAAACGUCAAGGAGCACAAGUUACCCAGAAUGCAUUGUGGUGCGUGUGGAGGAUAAAGCGUAAACAGGAGCAAUAAAAAUCUAUCACGAUGGUAGUUUCAGCUGCAUCGUAGUCAUUUUAGAUACCUGAAAGAAAUCUAGCCCCAUACAUACACACUCCUCCAACAGGGAAGUUGAAGAGUAGGUGUUAGAACAGUACUGGAACGCAGGACAGGAAGUGAAGGUUUGUUCUAGAAGUGUAACCAAUGGAACAACUGGAAAAUUUCAUCAGUGCGCAUCAUAUCACACAUACACUUACUUUACUCUCCGUUCUGUUAUUAACUGUCUGUUGGUGAAUAAUCAACAUUCUGUGUGUGUGUGUGUGUACACUGGCAUCCAGAAUCCUUUUUUUUUUUUUUAAUUCGUUAGAGAUUUUGUUUACAUUACAUUGUUGUUUUUCACUGUAGAUGGUGGGUUUAGUUUUUAGUUUCUGUAUAUUUGUUUUCAGCUACCUUUUUUUUUUUAAUUUGUAUCAUUUAAAUAAGCAUUUCUGUAAAGUUUGGUGUACUUAAUAUCCCUCGUAACAAACCCCACCCCCAUAUUUAAGGAAACAUUUAUGGAAGGAGUCUCCAGCGUCAGAGCUGAGGUUAGUUUUUUUUUUUUUGCAGUUUCUUGGUAACAGGACAAGUUGCCUUUUUUUCUCUUAUUAACUUGGAGAGAGGGGAAUAAAGAGAGGCUGGUGAGGGAAUAUAAUGUUUAUUUGUAGCUGCUAUAACGUAACAGAAGUGAGAACAGGAAGUGAAAAGUUGUCUUGACUUUCCAAAAUAUUAAAUGCAACUCUAAACGGUUUAAAAAGCAUGUUUAUGAAUAAAUUAUGAUUUGUAAUCGUAGGCAAAUUGAAUUACUGUGGUAUAAAACACUUUGAUUAGAGAUGGGGUCUAAUGGACAUUUUGAACGUUUAAUUUUUCUCUGAACUACUACUUUAAAGGCUUGUUAGUUUGGUGUUUCUUUGCCAAAAGGCAGGGGGCGCUUGGUUUUGUUUGUUUGUUGGUUGGUUUGUUUAUUGGCUUGUUUAUUGGUGUAGCCUGACGCUCACAAUUACUAAAAGUGAAGUUGAAUAUAAUGCUAUUAAUCAGCGUAAAGCCUUAUUGCACAUUUUUGUACAGGUUGUCAUAGUGUAAUCAGAAUAAGCUUUAUUUAUUCGACACUGAUUGAAAUCUGGAUUAAUAACUCCAAAUCGGAAUAUGUAAUGUCCAAUCCUUUGCAAGGUUCGAGUAUCUGCAGUCAUUCUUUUCCACUCGUUGUAAAGGAAGAACUCAUAGAUUUUUUUUUAAAAAUGUGUUAAUGUUUACUGUAAAAUGGCCCAACUGUUUGUGUUAUUUACACUGGUGAAAUUUUAUUUUACUUUUUUUUCGUGCCAUCACCACAAAGCCACUGAUGAAGUUGUUCCCUUGGCGUUGAGCCUUUAAAUAUGGUAUGAAGUUCACACGAAUCUCCUUUCACCAAUAGAUAGAUAAAUGAUCUACUCUAGAUGAUGAUGAUGAUCACACCUGUCAAUUUUUCACGUAAAACACAUUUACACGUUCAUUUGUUGAUUUAAUGUAAAUUAGUGUAGUGAUUUCUUGAAGGCUAAUGUAAAUUAAGACUGGAUGAUCUUUCAAAGCAGCUACACGGUCUUAAUUUGGUGCAAUAAAUACACUGGUAGUUGUUUCUUCCUUCCUUCCUUUCUUUCUUUCUUGUGGCAGAACAAAUUCAGUGAUGCGAGCAGAGUAGGUUAGUUUUUAUAAUCACAGAAGCUUUUCCAAAAGGCAAGUCUGUAUAUUAUAAUAAAGAUUAUGAUACCAA
This is a messenger RNA of Neoarius graeffei (lesser salmon catfish), 4521 nucleotides long. RefSeq names its product pyridoxal-dependent decarboxylase domain containing 1 (gene pdxdc1). Gene Ontology annotation, biological process: carboxylic acid metabolic process. Gene Ontology annotation, molecular function: carbon-carbon lyase activity; pyridoxal phosphate binding. The record is from RefSeq and is a predicted model, not a curated record. Gene Ontology annotation, cellular component: intracellular membrane-bounded organelle. Lineage: Eukaryota; Metazoa; Chordata; Actinopteri; Siluriformes; Ariidae. The transcript has 24 exons. The coding region runs from base 204 to 2513 and encodes 769 amino acids.